This is a messenger RNA of Meriones unguiculatus (Mongolian gerbil), 3437 nucleotides long. Its product is annotated as leukocyte immunoglobulin-like receptor subfamily B member 3. The transcript has 15 exons. The record is from RefSeq and is a predicted model, not a curated record. NCBI's taxonomy places the organism in Eukaryota, Metazoa, Chordata, Mammalia, Rodentia, Muridae. Gene Ontology annotation, biological process: cytokine-mediated signaling pathway. Gene Ontology annotation, molecular function: inhibitory MHC class I receptor activity. Bases 91 to 2604 code for a protein of 837 amino acids.
CCAAGGGCCACACCCUAUGUUUCCUGUCACUCCUGACAGGCUCUGUAGCUCUGCUCUCAGGCACAGUUGCAGCCUCUGGGAGGAGAUGCCAUGACCUUCACCUUCACAGUCCUGCUCUGUCUGGGACUGACCCUUGACCUCUGGAUCCCAGUGCUGGGAGGGAACCUCCCUAAGCCUGUCCUCAGAGCACAGCCAGACUCUGUGGUCUCCAAGCAGACUGAGGUGACCUUCUUGUGUGAGGGGACCAUGGGAGCCACAAAGUACAGACUCUAUAAAUAUGGAUAUUUUUAUUCAUGGCCCAUGGUCCUGCUGGAGUAUGGGAAGAAGGCUGAAUUCCGCAUGUCAUACAUUAACGAGAACCAUGCAGGGACAUAUAGCUGUGACUAUGGUACCGAUGAUGGAUGGUCAGUAGCCAGCAACACCUUGGAGCUGGUGGUGACAGGAGCAUCAAGUAAACCCAGCCUGUCAGCCCAGCCCAGCCCCGAGGUGACUUCAGGAGGGAAUGUCACCCUCCAGUGUGUCUCAGGGCAGGAAUAUGGCAGGUUUAUUCUGAUUAAGCAAGGACCACAGAAGCUCUCAUGGAGGCAUGACUCACAGUAUAACCACUCUAUUCAGAAUUACCAAGCCCUGUUCCCUGUGGGGCCAGUGAACUCCAGCCAGAGGUGGAUAUUCAGAUGCUACAGACAUGACAGCUACAGACCACAGCUGUGGUCAUAUCCUAGUGACACCCUGGAGCUCCUGGUCUCAGGGAACCUCCACAAACCCAUCAUCAAGGCUGAGCCAGGCUCUGUGAUGGCUCUCGGGACUUCCAUGACCAUCUGGUGUCAGGGUACUCUGGGGGCAGAAAUAUAUGUUCUGCAUAAAGUCGGGAGCCAAGAAUCCCGGGACACAAAAACCCCAGAGGAGCCUGGGAACAAGGCCAAGUUCUCCAUCCCUUCUGUGAGACAGGAACAUGCAGGGCAAUAUCGCUGUUACUGUUACAGCAAGGCUGGCUGGUCAGAGCGCAGUGACACCCUGGAACUGGUGGUGACAGGAAUCUACAGACACAAGUACAACAAACUCAGGCUGUCAGCCCGGCCCAGCCCUGUGGUGACCUUGGGAGGGAACAUGACUCUCCAGUGUGCCUCAUCGAAAAGAUAUGACAAGUUCAUUCUCACCAGGGAAGAUCAGCAGCUCCUAAGCUCCCUGGACACACAGCGUAUACCCUCGAUCUCACAUUACCACGCCUUCUUCUCUAUGGAACACAUGACCUCAAACCACACAGGGACAUUCCGAUGUUAUGGUUACUACAAGGACACCCCACAGUUGUGGUCAGAGCCCAGUGAGCCCCUGGAAAUACACAUCUCAGGCCUGUCCAAGAAGCCCUCUCUGCUGACUCAGCAAGGCUAUAUCCUGCACCCUGGAAUGAGCCUCACACUGCAGUGUUCCUCUGACAUCAGCUAUGACAGAUUUGCUCUGUACAAGGUGGGGGAAGCUGACUUCACCCAGCACUGUAGCCAGCGGACUCAGGCUGGCCGCUUCUUGGCCAACUUCACACCAGACUAUAUGAGACAAGACAUGGGAGGCCAGUACAGAUGCUAUGGUGCACACAACCUCUCCUCUGAGUGGUCAGCCUCAAGUGACCCCCUGGACAUCCUAAUCACAGGGUAUCUCCAUGUCACUCCUUCCCUCUCAGUGAAGCCCAACUCCACAGUGCUCUCAGGAGAGAACGUGACCCUGCUGUGUCAGUCAAUGGACAAAGUGGACACUUUCAUUCUGUCCAAGGAGGGAUCAGCCCACCAACCUAUGCGACUAAGAUCAAAGUCCCAAGAAUACCAGUGGCAUGCAGAAUUCUCCAUGACUGCAGUGACCUACCCCAACACAGGAACCUACAGGUGCUAUGGUUCUCGAGACUCAGCUCCCUACCUGUUGUCAGAGGCCAGUGCCCCUGUGGAGCUCACAGUCUCAGGACCCACUGGAGCCUCCAGCCCACCUCCCUCAAGGCCCAUGCCAGGAGCUGGAUUUAACAGUUACCUGAAUGUUCUGAUCGGAGUCUCUGUGGCCUUUCUCCUGCUCCUCGUCAUCUUCAUCUUCGUCCUUCUCCGACGAAGGCAUCAGGGAAAAUUCAGACAGGAUGCCCAGAAAGAGACAGAAUUAGAACUUCCUGCAGGAGCUGCAGAGCCAGUAACUAGGGACAGAGGCCCCCAGAAUAGGGCCAACCCAGCGGCUGCCACCCAGGAAGAAAGUCUUUAUGCUUCAGUGGAGGACAUGCGAGCUGAGGAUGGUGUGGAGCUGGACAGCUGGAGACCACCCGAGGAAGAUCCCCAGGGAGACACGUAUGCCCAGGUGAAACCCUCUAAGCUAAGGAGGGAAGGAUCUCUCUUACCUUCUGUCAUGUCAAGUGAAUGCCUGAACACAAAAGGACAAGCAGAAGAGGACAGAGAAGUGGACAGUCAGCCUGCUGAAUCUAAGGAGCCCCAGGAUGUGACCUAUGCCCAACUGUGCAUCAGGACACUCAGCGGAAGGAGAGAUACACCUCCUUCCUCCCAGGCAGAGGAAGCCCCAGAGGAGCCCAGUCUGUAUGCUGCUCUGGCAGCCACUCAUCCCAAGGACAAGGAGCAAUGACCCUCUACCUGCAAAUACGCCUAACAGAGACCUCCAAGGAAUUCUGGGAACUGUUGGCAACUUAACUACACUUUAACAUCACACAGUUUGGAAAUAAAACAGGAGAGUUCUCAAUAAUCAAAUGAAAUGAGAAAUGAAAUGAAAUAGAAAGGAGGGGUUUUACAUUGAGUGCUAAUUUUAAUAAUAUUUCUCAUCAAAGCCAUGAAAUGAGAAAAUAUACAAUCAUGGUUGUACAGCCUCAUAAUUCCAACUCAUAGGAGGCUGAGGCAGGAAAACUGCCAUUGCUUGUGGCCAUCUUGGCAUACUUAGUGAACUUCAUGCCAGCCUAGGUUACAGAAUGAGACAUGUUUCAAAUAACAUUAGCCACCAGAGGCCAGGGGGAGGAACAUACCCAAAAUCCUAGCACCUUAGAGGGCUGGACAUGAGGAUCAAGAAGUCAAGGUCAUAGCCUAGAAGUAAGAAGCCAGCCUAGAACACACCAGACCCUGUUAAAAAAUAAAUAAAUAGGCCAGGCUUGGUGGCAUAUGCCUUCAAUCUCAGCACUAAAGAAGUAGAGACAUAUCUUUGAGUCCAGGGCCAGCUGGUCUACCGAAUGAGUUCCAGGACAGGCAAGGAUACAGAGAAACCUUGUCUCAAAAGUAAUAAAUAAAAUAGGGCCAGUGAUAGUGCCUUUAACUGCUGAUAUCCUAAGUUCAAUCAUCAGGAAUAGAGGACGAAGAAAACUGAUCCCCACAAAUUGUCCUCUGACCUCCAAAGUCCUCGGUGUCCUCCCCACACCCAAAAAGUAAAUAAAAUGAUUUUUAAAAUAAACAAGCAAAUAAUCACAAAUGAAA